Rhizophagus irregularis DAOM 181602=DAOM 197198 is the source of this 562-nucleotide messenger RNA. RefSeq lists its product as uncharacterized. Gene Ontology annotation, molecular function: DNA binding. NCBI's taxonomy places the organism in Eukaryota, Fungi, Glomeromycota, Glomeromycetes, Glomerales, Glomeraceae. The record is from RefSeq and is a predicted model, not a curated record. Gene Ontology annotation, cellular component: nucleus; cytosol.
CAAAAUAUCGAUUCUCCAAAUUAUAAAUAUUCAAUCUUAGAGAGCGUUAUGGAAGAUUCCGAACUUCAAGCUAUUCGACAAGCUAGGUUGCGCGAACUUCAAGCCCAGCAUGCAGAGAGCGGCGGUUCCAAGUCAACGGAAGAAGACAGCGAACAGAAACGUCAAAUAGAAGAGACGAGACAAUCGAUGCUAUCACAAAUUCUGGACAAUGAAGCUCGAGAGCGACUUGCGAGAAUUUCUAUGGUUAAAGCUGACAAAGCGCGUGCAGUUGAAGAUCUUUUAAUUCGUAUGGCCCAAACGGGUCAAUUACGUGGAAAAGUAAGCGAGUCUCAGUUGAUUGAAAUCUUGGAACAAAUUAAUCAACAACAAAAGCCCGAGACGAAAAUUGUGUAUAACCGACGGAAAUUUGAUGAUGAGGAUGAAGAUGAUUACAACUUAUAAGGGAAUUUUUUGUUAUGAUUAUAUUUUCUGAUAAUAUAAUAUAUAUACGAAUAUAAUAGAAUUUUGACAUAUCAGAAUUUUGUAAUAAAGAAUUAAAAAAUAGUUAAGACAAAUUUGUUUU